AUGCCAGAUGAAAUCCAACCCUCUUCCUUGAUACAUGAAAGACGAUCUGCCAAUUACAAGCCAAAUAUUUGGAAGUAUGGUUUCUUUGAAUCUCUUAAUAGCAAAUACCACGGAGAUGAUUAUACGAGGCAGUCUGAGAAGCUAAUAGAAGAUGUAAAGAAUCAUAUGAUGUCUGUUGGAACAAAAGAUUUGAUAGCUCAAUUGGAGCUGAUUGACAGCAUCGGAAAACUAGGGCUCACGAACCACUUUGAAAAGGAAAUUAAGGAAGCCCUAGACACAAUAGCAUCUAUUGAAAAUGACGAUCCCUACAUGACAGAGAACCUUUAUGCUACUGCGUUGCACUUUAAGAUCCUUAGGCAGCAUGGCUAUAAAGUAUCACAAGAUGUAUUUGGUGGCUUCUUGGAUGAGAAAGGUACGUUAGAGAAAAGCCAUUUUUCAGAUGUCAAAGGAAUGCUUGAACUUUUGGAGGCCUCAAACUUGGCUUUAGACGGGGAAAAUGUCUUAGAUGAGGCGAAAGCUUUCUCUACGUUAGCUCUCAGAGAUUCCAAUAUCUGUAAUAUUCUGGACAAUAACCUUGCGAGGCAUGUGGUCCAUGCUUUGGAGCUUUCAUCACAUCGAAGAGUAGGGUGGUUUAAUGUCAAAUGGCACAUACAUGCCUAUGAGAAAGACAAUCACGUCAAAACCAUUUUACUUGAAUUGGCUAAACUUAACUUUAACAUGGUUCAAGCAACGCUGCAAAAAGAUAUAAAGGAAGCAUCCAAGUGGUGGAAGAAUCUGGGCCUCGCAGAACACUUGAAAUUUGCAAGAGAUAGACCAGUCGAGUGUUUCAUGUGUGCUGUGGGAUUAAAUUUCCAGCCUGACUACACAUCUUUUAGAAUACGGCUUACUAAAGUCAUCUACUUGAUUCUGAUAAUAGACGACGUUUAUGACGUCUAUGGCUCACUGGAAGAGCUAAAGCUCUUCACGAACGCCGUCGAUAGGUGGGAUGUUGGGGAAACUGAGCAGCUUCCAGAGUGUAUGAAGAUCUGUUUCCAAGUGCUCUACAACACUACUUGUGAAAUUGCUCAUGCAAUCGAGGAGGAAAAUGGCUGGAACCUAGUGUUACCUCAUUUGAGCAAAGUGUGGGCAGAUUUCUGUAAAGCAUUACUAUUGGAGGCAGAGUGGUACAGUAGCGGCUAUACACCAUCCCUCGAAGAGUACCUAAGUAAUGGAUGCAUUUCAUCAUCAGCUUCAGUCCUCUUGGUUCAUACAUUUUUCUCCACAACUCAUCGUGAUCAGCCAACCGAAGAGAUUGCCGAUUUUUGGCACAAGAAUGAAGAUUUUGUGAAUAACAUAUCUCUGAUAGUUCGGCUCACCGAUGAUCUGGCAACUUACCGGGCUGAACAAGAGAGAGGCGAUGCUCCUUCAGCAAUCCUAUGUUACAUGCGAGAGAUGAAUGUUUCUGAAGAUAUAGCCGAGACGAAGAUUAAAGGCAUGAUAGACAAAGCGUGGAAGAAAAUAAAUGGGAAAUGCUUGAGAACCCCACAAGUUCCUUUCCUCUCACCAUUCAUCAACAUUGCCACAAAUAUUGCGCGAAUGGUGCACAACCUUUACCAAGAUGGAGAUGGAUUUGGUGAUCAAGAAAAAGGCUCUCGGCUGAUCCAGUCUCUACUAGCUGAGCCUUUACUGCUUUGA
This is a messenger RNA of Prunus dulcis (almond), 1674 nucleotides long. Its product is annotated as (E,E)-alpha-farnesene synthase-like. Gene Ontology annotation, molecular function: magnesium ion binding; terpene synthase activity. The record is from RefSeq and is a predicted model, not a curated record. NCBI's taxonomy places the organism in Eukaryota, Viridiplantae, Streptophyta, Magnoliopsida, Rosales, Rosaceae. Gene Ontology annotation, biological process: diterpenoid biosynthetic process.